Molecule: messenger RNA, 2180 nt
Organism: Lindgomyces ingoldianus
Lineage: Eukaryota; Fungi; Ascomycota; Dothideomycetes; Pleosporales; Lindgomycetaceae
Exons: 4
Coding region: 446-1927 (493 amino acids)
Source: RefSeq, a predicted model, not a curated record
GCCGGAAUUUGCCCCGCAAGCCACCGAUGUGGCUGUGUGGUGAGUGAGCCGCCCAUCACUUUUGCAGCCUUCUGGCUUCUGCCUUGCGAUCAUCAACUUGUCUCUCAACAUCACACCUAAGGAACCUGAUAACGUGGAGCAACCCUCGUUUCUCUAAAAAUUCUCCUACAAUCAUCAUCUAACAUCCAACUCCCAGCUUUUCGGCAACGAUUAUUUAGGAUUUCAGAGUGCUUGUCUGGACAACUCACUUGGCCCGCGGUACGCACGAUCGGGAACCUGAAAUAUGUUGCAAACUGCUAGUUAUCUCACGGGUCUAAAAUCGGUUUAGUCUAUUCUAAAGGUCUUAUCAACCAGCUAUCAGAGCGUGCCCAAGGCUCGUUAAGAAGGCGCAGAGGCUACUGGUUUAGUCUCUGCGAUCCAGUUGAACGCCGAAGGAACUGCGAGCAUGGCGGAAGCUUUUGGUAUCGCCGCUGGUAUUCUGACGGUCAUUGACCUUACUGCGAAAGUUAUCAGCAAAUGCAAGCACCUCAUCGAGACUGCUCAUGACGUGCCAAGGGAUCUGCGUCUCAUUUUCAUCGAAAUAUCGACACUCAAAGCCACAUUGGAGAGCUUAAAGUAUCUUUCAGAUAUGGACUUGAAUUUUCCAGAUGUUGUUCGAAACCUAGACGAGAUAGGUGGAGCAAUCAAGGGCUGUCGCGAUACGGUGGAAGAGCUGGCGGCAGAACUUGACGGAUUGUCUUUUUUGACACCCCAGAAGAGCUUGCAGGCGGCCCCAAGCAAACGACGAAUGAUUAAAGGGACCCUCAAGUGGUGCCUAAAGGAAGGCAAAGCGCGAAAACUACUUGACGAGGCUAUCCAGCACAAGUCAACUAUUACCCUAGCUUUACUUAGCGAGGUCACUCGCGACGUUAAAGACCUAAAGUUUAGCAUUGGAAAACUUCAGGACGGCCUAACAGAUGUUAGGCAAAGAGAUGUGUGUAACUGGAUUGAGCGUACGAAUCCGACACUAGACCAUAACAACGCUAUCAAACUUCGCGAUGAAGCCACAUGCCGCUGGAUUCUUCGGUCGGUCGAGUGGAAAAACUGGUUAGCUGGCUCCAAUCGGUUUUUGUGGGUUUAUGGGAUCCCAGGUGCCGGUAAAACUAUCCUUGCAUCAUACAUCAUCGAGCAGACUAUACAGCACUGCCCCUCUUCCCAGAUCGAGAGCACAUGUCUCUACUACUACUGCUCCUACCGACACACCGAAGACCAGACUUUAGCAUUCUUGAGUUGGAUUGUCAGUCAGCUGUGCCGGAAGCUCAAGUGUGUCCCCGAGGAUCUAUGGGAGCUUUACCAAAUAAAUGCGUUGCCGAUAAUCUUGCAACUCAAACAAGGAAUAGAGUCAGGUCUGAAAAAAAUAGGCCAGGUCUAUAUCAUUAUCGAUGCAGUCGAUGAAUGCAACACGAGAGAUGACCUGCUCCAAGCUCUGGCAUCUUUUGUUGCCGACCCCACCUUUGCCAGGUUACGGAUACUAGCGACUAGCCGAAAUUAUCUUGAUAUUGAGAGCACAUUUAGGCCUAUCUCUGAGCCACUUUCAAUGUCUAACCCGCUUGUAGAUGAGGAUAUCAGAAUGUACGUAGCCUCCGAACUCCGGGCGAAUAAAAAAUUUGCACGCUGGUCAAGAAUCUUUCCUGAAAUGACAGAGGCUUUAGUCAAUGGCGCGAAGGGAAUGUUUCGGUGGGCCGCCUGUCAAUUGCACGUGCUGCAACGAAAGAGAACCGAAGCAGACCUCCGAAAGGCUAUCACCGAACUACCAGAGACUCUAGACGAAACAUAUGAACGAAUCCUUCUUAAUAUUCCUAAUGACGACUGGGCCAUUGCUAGAAAGGCGCUCACUUGGAUUUGUGCCCACGAGAAAUUGUAUUUUCGAACGGGUAUACCUGCAUAAUGCCUUUCUAAGGCAAUAUUUCCAACAUCAGACUAUGAUACAACUCCAGAGAGUUACAGCCACGAUUUAAUAUCACUUCAGGACAUAUGUGGAUGUCUUAUUAGGACCUUUCCGGUCCCCUUUGAUGCCGGAAGCGACAAGGAUUCUGAAAAUAACGAUGCUUCCGAAAACGACAAUGUGUUCCAGGCAAUAUCCCUAGCGCAUUAUACAGUGCUAGAAUUCCUUUGUUCCGCCCGGAUCCUAGAUAGUGCCG